GCGUGUGGUGAAUCUGUUCCUCAACAUAACCCAGCUGGGCUUCUGCUGCGUUUACUUUGUGUUCCUCAGCGACAAUGUCAAACAGGUGGUUGAGACUGCAAACGCGACGACUGUGAACUGUCACAACAAUGAAACCGCAGUGAUUGUCCCCAGCUACGACUCUCGCCUCUACAUGCUCUUCUUCCUGCCCUUUAUCAUUGUGUUGGUGUUUAUCCGCAACCUCAAGUACUUGGUCCCUCUGUCGUUUGUAGCAAACAUUUCCAUGUGUGUCAGCCUGGUCCUCAUAUACUACUACUGUCUGACGAAUAUCCCAUACCCUAUCAACCUCCCGCUGGCGGGAAGAGGAGUUAACUAUCCUCUCUUCUUUGGAACAGCAAUUUUCGCCUUUGAGGGAAUUGGAGUUGUGCUACCACUUGAGAAUAAGAUGCAGAAUCCCAGAAACUUUACCACGGUCCUGUAUCUCGGCAUGGGCAUCGUCACCACCCUCUAUAUCACCCUGGGCACCAUCGGCUACAUUGGGUUCGGAGAGCAUAUUCGGGGGAGCAUCACAUUGAACUUACCGUUGUGCUGGUUGUAUCAGACCGUGAAGCUGCUGUACUCUUUUGGGAUCUACAUCACUUAUGCGCUGCAGUUCUACGUGUCAGCAGAGAUCCUAAUCCCGCCGGCGGUGGCGCGCUGUGGUCCCAGAUGGGCGUUGAUGGUGGACCUCGGCAUCCGCGUGGCUCUCGUAGGCCUCACAUGUAAGUCGCUGCAACACAACACCUUAAAGUGUUAGUUC
Messenger RNA from Sinocyclocheilus grahami, 778 nucleotides. RefSeq names its product proton-coupled amino acid transporter 1-like. Gene Ontology annotation, biological process: glycine transport; proline transmembrane transport; proton transmembrane transport. The transcript is spliced from 5 exons. NCBI's taxonomy places the organism in Eukaryota, Metazoa, Chordata, Actinopteri, Cypriniformes, Cyprinidae. The annotation marks the transcript as partial. Gene Ontology annotation, cellular component: vacuolar membrane. Gene Ontology annotation, molecular function: amino acid:proton symporter activity; glycine transmembrane transporter activity; L-alanine transmembrane transporter activity. The record is from RefSeq and is a predicted model, not a curated record.